AAGAGCCUCGUGACGGAGGGGCUUCGUACGGCCCUGGCGCGACUGCGGCAUUGCACCCCCACAGGGGGUUCUCUGCCAAAUUCACCGAAUCCGCCGUCGACCCCGGAACACAGAAACCACGGAUGUCUGGUGGAGAGUCGCGGGUCUGGCCGUGCAAAGGGCGGUAGCUCGCGGGGCAAUGGGACCGAUUCGGCUGAGCCGCAGUCGCAGUCGCAGCCGCAGUCGCAGCCGCAGUCGCAGGCAACACGUGUCUCGAACAGCGCGCAUCGUCACAAUGGAACGGAAAAUUCGCGGGACACCGAUCUACUGUCCCACGCGGCAUCCGCGCUCAGGAGACUGCACUUUAAAUCCGCCGGCGGCAGCCGGAGCUGUCGCACCGUGCCGAAGGUCGUGGUCAUGGGGUCGAGCACCGCCUCCGAGACCACGAUCAACACCAGCACCGACAGCGCAAACACUAUGCUUACGAUGGUGACGACGACGGACGGUGAACAACCGGACGACAGUUUCGAUUUGAUGGACAUCCCUUCGGAGAUGUCACCACCCGCCGCGUCAUCAGAUCCUCCCCCGCCGUCCGAAUCGAAUCGUUCCCCCCAGCCCCCGUCCCCGCCGCCUCUUCCGUCUUCGCCGACGAACGAAUAUUCGGACGAGAAGGGAUUACAAUCCAGCCCAGAAAUUCCCAUCCCCUGCCUGAACAACGUCCGGACGUCCAGCGUGUCGAAUCUACUGGAGGAAACGGAAGCUCCACCGGUCGACCCGUUGCCGCCCGUCGCCAUCCAGAACACGAUUAACGAAAUCACUAUUAACAGGGUGUCCGUUUCUGGUAGAACGCCGCCUCUCCCCGACCUCAGGGCGACCGAUUUCUUCAGCACACCUGUGAGAGGUUCAGUGGACGCUGGCCAACCGGAUGGCCUGCACUCGAUGGUGUCUCUGAUCCUUGAGAAGACACGCGAAGAACGGAUCAUCGAACUGUCGGAUGACUCUCCACCCGGGAAAAGCAGUGGCGAGGAAAAGCCGAACGUGAACGUCACCACGAACCCUUUAGACAUAUCUCUUAUCGGGCCGCCUCGCACUGGUAACGAUCAAUCGACCGACGGUGCUGGAAAAACCACCAGCGGCAAGUCUCACGGAAAAACUGCGGGAGGCGGCACGGGUGGAAAUAAAAGAUCGGCACAAGCGGCGACUAUAGUGGUCCAACAGCCAUCUUUGUCUAUGGACGGAUCGGCCGGAGCGGCGACCAUAUUGCUACACCCGGAACUGGACGUUAGACGAAGGGAAGAGAACAUGAGGCAGUUAUUGGACGUCGCGAACACGUUGACGUUGCAGGAGAUACACGAUUUCGAGAUGAGAUAUGGGAGUCCGCAUCACAGCAGAUCUCAGUCGGUAAAGACGCCCGGUAGCCGGUCGUCCGGACGACCGAAUUACCUGUGUCUCCCACAGCAGCGAUCCAGGGUGGCCAGCAUGCCGAACACGGGCGUCGAGGAGGAGUAUUACAGGCUGCGACAUUUCAGCAUAACCACCAAGGGUGUCGUGAAUCGAGGGGACUCGCUGAAAAGUAGGAGAUCCCGGUCCAACAAUAGCGUAGCGUCGAGCAAUUCGAGCACGGAACAUCUGACAGCUUCGUACCCCGGUUCGGCGAGGAACUCCGCGGCCGGCUCGUUGGCGAGUUCACGAGAGAGCAGCGCGUCCCAAGGAUCGACGCCAUAUCGUAUCUUGAUGCUGGGAGCUCCGGCCGUGGGCAAAAGCUCGCUGGUCUCCCAGUUCAUGACGUCCGAGAAUCUCCACGCAUACGACACGUCGAUCGACGACGAGUCGGGCGAGAAAACUGUGAGCGUUCUUCUAGCCGGGGAGGAAUCCGAACUGACCUUCAUCGACCUCUCUAGUGCCGACAUGACGCCGGAAGCUUGCAUAGCAGCGCACGAGCCACACGCUUACUGCGUCGUAUACUCGACGACCGACCGAUCUUCCGUACGAGUCGCAGAAGAAAUUUUGCAAACACUUUGGCGCAGCGAUUAUAUGUCGGCUCGGGCGGUGAUCCUUGUUGGGAACAAAGCCGAUCUUGUACGCUGUCGAAUGGUUUCGACCGAAGAAGGAAAAUCUUUAGCCACAUCGUACGAUUGCAAAUUUAUCGAGACGUCCUUCGGGAUUAACCACAACGUCGACGAACUGCUCGUCGGGUUGCUCACACAAAUUCGGCUGAAGCUCGAGAACCCCGAGAGGACGAGGGACCUGUUCCGGAAGAGGUCGCGUAAGAAUCGUAGCAAAUCACCGUUAGGGUCGUUCUCCGAGAACAAUUCGCCGAAGAAGUACCGAGGUAGUCGAACGAGCACCAGUUUGAAAGUAAGGAACCUGUUAGGUAAGGUAUGGGCGAGAGACAGUAAGUCUAAGAGUUGCGAGAAUCUACACGUACUUUAACCGUUUGAAUGAAGAUAUACGACACUGCGCUUUAAUUAUUAUUCCUUUG
Messenger RNA from Ceratina calcarata, 2461 nucleotides. RefSeq lists its product as uncharacterized. Lineage: Eukaryota; Metazoa; Arthropoda; Insecta; Hymenoptera; Apidae. Gene Ontology annotation, molecular function: GTP binding; calcium channel regulator activity; GTPase activity. The transcript is spliced from 10 exons. The record is from RefSeq and is a predicted model, not a curated record. Gene Ontology annotation, cellular component: plasma membrane. The coding region runs from base 397 to 2412 and encodes 671 amino acids.